AUGAAUUAAAAAAUAAAUUAUUAAUGUGAAAUGAUAGACUUCAUAAUUUAUUAAUAUAUAAAUUAAUUAAUUAAUAUUUAAUUAAAUAAAAUAAGAAAAGGAAAAAGAACAUAAAUUUAAAUAUCAUAAAAUUUAUAAAUUAUUUUUUAAUUUAUAUAAAAUAAAAAAAUUAUUAUUAAAAAUUUUAAAUUAAAAAAAAAAUAAAUAAACAUAUUAAAAUAAAAUAAAAAUUAUAAAUUAAUUAAGUAAUUAUAAUUUUUUAUUUAAUUUUUAAUAGUAGCUACUUAGCUACAGAAGAAAAUUUUAUCAAAUAGCAAUAGUAAAACUCCAAUUUUUAUUGAAGUGACAAAUGAUUAUUUUGGUUAGGCAAAAAAGAAUAUCAAAUAAUAAUCAAAAUGUAUAUUGCUUAGAUUGCUGUGA
Tetrahymena thermophila SB210 is the source of this 420-nucleotide messenger RNA. RefSeq lists its product as hypothetical. The transcript has a single exon. The record is from RefSeq and is a predicted model, not a curated record. Lineage: Eukaryota; Ciliophora; Oligohymenophorea; Hymenostomatida; Tetrahymenidae.